Messenger RNA from Mandrillus leucophaeus (drill), 1951 nucleotides. It is a transcript of the gene CLDN2, whose product is annotated as claudin 2. Gene Ontology annotation, biological process: calcium-independent cell-cell adhesion; bicellular tight junction assembly. Gene Ontology annotation, cellular component: plasma membrane; bicellular tight junction. Bases 592 to 1284 code for a protein of 230 amino acids. Gene Ontology annotation, molecular function: structural molecule activity. The transcript has 2 exons. NCBI's taxonomy places the organism in Eukaryota, Metazoa, Chordata, Mammalia, Primates, Cercopithecidae. The record is from RefSeq and is a predicted model, not a curated record.
AUUUUUCUCCUGAUUCAUCUCAUGCCAACACACAGACUUCAAUGGACAGCAGGCAAAAUGGGGGUCAUCCCCAGAGGAAGCCGAUUCUCUACACGCCCCCUUCCCUUACUGUAAGACUCAUCAAAAAGGCACCCCAACCUUACAUGGAUCUGCUGUUGGUAUUCCUGGGGGUGAAGCCAGAAGUCAGGCUUUCCACAGAGAGACGGGACUACAUGCCCACCUGGGAAGGCUGGGGAGUCAAAGGGCCUGAGGAGUGACUACUUCCCUCCGCAAGGGCAUGCUCUGCCCUGUUCUGCUUCCUGGAGGCUUCAGCAAGCCUUCCUUCUUCUAGAGCUCCUAGAACCCUCCCAUGGUCAACACAACAGCAGCCCAGACAAUGAGAUGCCAGAGGCCUGGGCUUAUAGGCCAGUCAGGUCUUCUAGAUGCCUUCUUGAGCCUGCCUGUGGCCACCCACAGACACUUGUAAGGAGGAAAGAAGUCAGCCUGGCAGAGAGACUCUGAAAUGAGGGAUUAGAGGUGUCCAAGGAGCAAGAGCUUCAGCCUGAAGACAAGGGAGCAGUCCCUGAAGACGCUUCUACUGAGAGGUCUGCCAUGGCCUCUCUUGGCCUCCAACUUGUGGGCUACAUCCUAGGCCUUCUGGGGCUUUUGGGAACACUGGUUGCCAUGCUGCUUCCCAGCUGGAAAACAAGUUCUUACGUCGGUGCCAGCAUUGUGACAGCAGUCGGCUUCUCCAAGGGCCUCUGGAUGGAGUGUGCCACACACAGCACAGGUAUCACCCAGUGUGACAUCUAUAGCACCCUUCUGGGCCUGCCCGCUGACAUCCAGGCUGCCCAGGCCAUGAUGGUGACAUCCAGUGCAAUCUCCUCCCUGGCCUGCAUUAUCUCUGUGGUGGGCAUGAAAUGUACAGUCUUCUGCCAGGAAUCCCGAGCCAAAGACAGAGUGGCGGUAGCAGGUGGAGUGUUUUUCAUCCUUGGAGGCCUCCUGGGCUUCAUUCCUGUUGCCUGGAAUCUUCAUGGGAUCCUGCGGGACUUCUACUCACCACUGGUGCCUGACAGCAUGAAAUUUGAGAUUGGAGAGGCUCUUUACUUGGGCAUUAUUUCUUCCCUGUUCUCCCUGAUAGCUGGAAUCAUCCUCUGCUUUUCCUGCUCAUCCCAGAGAAAUCGCUCCAACUACUACGAUGCCUACCAAGCCCAACCUCUUGCCACAAGGAGCUCUCCAAGGCCUGGUCAACUUCCCAAAGUCAAGAGUGAGUUCAAUUCCUACAGCCUGACAGGGUAUGUGUGAAGAACCAGGGGCCAGAGCUAGGGGGUGGCUGGGUCUGUGAAAAACAGUGGACAGCACCCCAAGGGCCACAGGUGAGGGACAUUACCACUGGAUCAUGUCAGAAGGUGCUGCUGAUAGACUGACUUUGGCCAUUGGAUUGAGCAAAGGCAGAAAUGGGGGCUAGUGUAACAGCAUGCAGGUUGAAUUGCCAAGGAUGCUCGCCAUGCCAGCCUUUCUGUUUUCCUCACCUUGCCGCUCCCCUGCCCUGAGUCCCCAACCCUCAACUUGAAACCCUAUCCCCUUACCUUAAGCCAGGCCUCAGAGGAUCCCUUUGCCUUCUGGUUUACCUGGGACUCCAUCCCCAAACCCACUAAUCACAUCCCACUGACUGACCCUCUGUGAUCAAAGACCCUCUCUCUGGCUGAGGUUGGCUCUUAGCUCAUUGCUGGGGAUGGGAAGGAGAAGCAGUGGCUUUUGUGGGCAUUGCUCUAACCUACUUCUCAAGCCUCCCUCCAAAGAAACUGAUUGGCCCUGGAACCUCCAUCCCACUCUCGUUAUGACUCCACAGUGUCCAGACUAAUUUGUACAUGAACUGAAAUAAAACCAUCUUACAGUAUCCAGGGAACAGAAAGCAGGAUGCAGGAUGCAGGAUGGGAGGACAGGAAGGCAGCCCGGGACAUUUAAAAAA